Seminavis robusta is the source of this 1644-nucleotide messenger RNA. NCBI's taxonomy places the organism in Eukaryota, Bacillariophyta, Bacillariophyceae, Naviculales, Naviculaceae. The record is from the annotation of a GenBank genome assembly.
AUGGACACGGUAGAGUCGAAAGAUGACGAUAGCAGUGUGGGCAGCUUGCCUCCGCCUCCCGAUGAUAAUGAUGUCGUUGAAACCGAUGUUCCUGUAGAGCCAGCAGAGAAAGCACAGGAGGAGCUAACUGUAGGUGAGGAAGCACGGCCGGAAGUAGCCAAAGCGGAACCAGCCGAUGGCGAUGAUAAGGGAGACGAGCCAUCAGAAGGACAAUUUGAAGAUGCUCAAGGAGAUGCAGCAGCCUUCGAGUCUCCCUCCAAGACGUUCCUGCAGGGAUCGCCGCUGAAAGACUUUCCGGUAAUGAACUCUCCACCUGGAUAUGCCAUUGGAACAGCAGGAACUCCACCUGCCUACACUGCCCUUCUGGGAGUUUCCAGCCCAUCCCCCUUUGCAUCUGCUCGCAUGGCCUCGCCUCCCGGAUACGCGGCGCCUCCCGGAUACGCGGCGCCUCCUGGCCAUUAUCAUGCGCCUUACCCAAGUCCAAGCGACCAUCGCCGCCGUUAUAGUUAUCCUUACCCACCCACCACUACCAGCGGCACCAUCCGAAAGUCACCUCCUCCCAAGACAGAUGCUAUCGUUCCGGCAACACCCGCUUCCAACCCUGCAGUCAAAAUGCCGGCUGGCAAGAGUUCCGCCAAGAAGGUAUCUCCCAAGGCAGCUGCUACACCCAAUACCGUAAAGAGCUCCAGCACCAGCGGUACUCCCAAUACCACUCCCAGUGGCAAGGCUCAGCGAGGUCUUCGUCACUUUAGUGUCUUGGUGUGCAAGCAUGUGGAGGCACGGGGCACCACGACAUACAAUCAGGUGGCAGAUGAACUCGUCAGCCAAGUCGUGGACGAGCGAACCAAAAAGGGGGAGGGCAACAAGGGGAAAUUCGACGAAAAGAACAUUCGUCGCAGAGUCUACGAUGCGCUCAACGUACUUUUGGCCAUGGGGAUUAUCCACAAGGAAAAGAAAGACAUCAUCUGGAUCGGUCUGCCAAGUUCCUUGGAAGACACCAAAGACUCGGAUGAAGAAGAAGAAGAGGAGGAGGAGGACACCGAAGGAGGAGGUGAAGGUGAAGACAGUGGUGACAAGAAGCCAUCAGCAACGCCGUCUCCGGCAAAGGCAUCCAAGCCCGACAAGGAACCUGAAUGCAACGAAGCUGAUGAAGCGGAGUAUGCAGCCUUGGAACGAGAGCGUGAUUACCUGCAAGCCGAAGUGACACGCAAACAGGAAUCUCUACGGGAAAUCUUGAUCCAGCAAGUAUGCUUUCGGAACCUUGUCGUGCGCAACCAACAACGGGAAUACCCCACUCGGGGAGGAGCUCGUGUGCCCCCACCAGCGGACGAAAAGAUUCCUCUACCCUUUAUCAUUAGUAAUACCAAACCGUCGUCGGUUGUCCAAUGCGAUAUGAAUCGCGACAAGACGGACGUCACAUUCGAAUUCGAUUGCCCCUUUGAAAUCAACGAUGACAAUACCAUUCUCAAGCGCAUGAAAAUGGACAAAGCUUCAGUCCACUCGUUGCAUGACCUGAUCCCAGAGGAUAUGUUUGAAUACUGCCGCAAUACAGGUGUUUUGGAUUCCGUCUUGCUCCCCGGGGAAGACGCUCGAGCCCCUCGUCGGCAUCCCCACCUCCACUACGACCGGGCUUAUCGUUACUAA